Molecule: messenger RNA, 1352 nt
Organism: Camellia sinensis
Lineage: Eukaryota; Viridiplantae; Streptophyta; Magnoliopsida; Ericales; Theaceae
Source: RefSeq, a predicted model, not a curated record
CGCACCAAUUGUUCUCUUCUCUCUCCAAUCAUCACUUCCGUCGGCGUCUAAGAUUUCUGGGAGAUCACCUUCGAUUCAUUCCAACCUCUCUCUUCCUUUUUACUCUUCUUUCGAUCAAUUCAGGAUCAACAAAAUCAAAAUCAAAAUCAAAAUCAUCGCUUAAUCCUCGUUUCUCUUCAUUCGAUUCAUUAAUGGAGAACUGUAAAGCGGAUAACAAUGGAACCAAAACCACAGACUCAUCCACCAACGAAAACCCUAACAACAAUUCACCAUCUCUAGUUCAAGAACAAGAACAUGAAGGAUCGAACUCCAUUGUCAAUCAAUCUACCCAAUCAUCCUCCACCAGAACCCCCUUCACCAACCUCAGUCAGGUCGAUGCCGAUCUCGCCCUCGCUAGACCUUACAAGAACAGGAAAGAGCGUAUAUGAUGCUAAGGAUGAAUGGUGAUGGGAGUGACUACGGAAGUUGGGAAGCUGGAAGCUAUGUUCAUGAGGAUGAUGAAGAUUUUGAUGAUCCCAGUGAAGAUGAAUAUGAUGAUGAGGAGGUGGAAGAUGAAGAUGAGGAUGAGGAUGAGGAUGCAUUUGAUGUGCAUGCUCAUGCAGAAGCUGGAGAGGAUAAUGAUUCAAGUGUUGGUGUUGAACUGGAUCCAGCUUCGUUUCCUAAUGACGAGGAGUAUGCUAGAGCCCUACAAGAUGCUGAAGAACGAGAAAUGGCAGCUAGGUUGUUGGCUUUAGCUGGGAUAAAUGAUCUGUUGGUGAUUGCAGGGGAAGCUGAGGAUACGGACGAUCAUGGUGGCAACUCUCAGGAUACAUGGGAGGAGUUAGAUCCGGAUCAGCUAUCAUAUGAGGAGCUGCUUGCAUUGGGGGAAGUAGUUGGAAAUGAGAGCAGAGGGCUUUCUUCUGAUACAAUUGCCUCUUUACCUUCAAUGAAUUAUGAGACGCAAAGCACUCAGGAUGGAAACAAUGAUUCUUGUGUUAUCUGCCGGUUGGACUACGAGGAUGGUGACACCUUGACUGUACUUUCCUGCAAACACUUGUACCAUUCUGAAUGUAUAAACAAUUGGUUACGAAUAAAUAAGGUCUGCCCCGUUUGCUGCACCGAGGUGUCCGCAUCUGGAAACAGCUAGUACAGAGUUGGACAGUCUCAUUUAAGUUACAGAUUUUCUUUACCAAAUAUCUAGGCAGACAACAGUGAAAGUUGAUAAAACUUGUUUUUUUUAAGUAUUGUACACUCCCCCAGUGGAGAGUAAAAGAUUAGUAAUGUGUCUGCCUUGUAUCCAUUGUUCUGCCUAAAUGUAAUUGACACCCUUCCAUGUUUGCUGGUUUACAUUUUCAUUUCGUUCCUUUUUGGUU